Oncorhynchus masou masou (cherry salmon) is the source of this 9001-nucleotide messenger RNA. Its product is annotated as zinc finger protein 135-like. The transcript has 2 exons. The coding region runs from base 4591 to 5790 and encodes 399 amino acids. Lineage: Eukaryota; Metazoa; Chordata; Actinopteri; Salmoniformes; Salmonidae. The record is from RefSeq and is a predicted model, not a curated record. Gene Ontology annotation, biological process: regulation of transcription by RNA polymerase II. Gene Ontology annotation, molecular function: DNA-binding transcription factor activity; RNA polymerase II cis-regulatory region sequence-specific DNA binding.
GCUGGAAGACUGCAGUCAAACACUGGAGCUGAAUGUCAACAUUAAAGAUAAAGAAGAGGAGGAGAAGAUUAGGACAACUGUUAGUCAUGAUCAAUUUGUAGGAACAUCUCAAGGAUGAUCAAUGGAAACAGUUUGGGGUCACUUAACACCAGUCUCAACGUCAACAGCGAAGAGGCGACUCCGGGAUGCUGGCCUUCUAGGCAGAGUUGCAAAGGCCAGUUUUAUUGCUUCUUUAGUCAGAACCAUAGUUUUUAGCUUUACUAACAUACAUUUAGAAAGGUUUUCCAAUGAUGAAUUAGCCUUUUAAAAUGAUCAACUUGGAUUAGCUAACACAACAUGUCAUUGGAUCACAGGAGUGAUGGUUGCUGAUAAUGGGCCUCUGUACGCCUAUGUAGAUAUUCCAUAAAAUAUCUGCCGUUUCCAGCUACAAUAGUCAUUUACAACAAUAACAAUGUCUACACUGUAUUUCUGAUCAAUUUGAUGUUAUUUUAAUUGACAAACAAUGUGCUUUUCUUUCAAAACAAGGACAUUUCUAAGUAACUCCAAACUUUUGAAUUUAUUAAUUUAUUUCACCACUAAUGGUAGUGUAUUUAUUUUAAUUUUAUUUUUUAACCUUUAUUUUAUGUCUAAACCUGUUUUCACUUUGUCAUUAUGGGGUAUUGUGUGUAGAUUGCUGAGGAUAUUUUUUUAUUUCAUUAUAGAAUUAGGCUGUAACAUAACAAUGUGGAAAAAGUCAAGUGGUCUGAAUACUUUCCGAGGGCACUGUCAGACCCCUUCCCAUUUCUCCCAUUUUGGUACAUUACAGCCUUCUUCUAAAAUUGAUGAGAUGUUUUUCCUCAUCAAUCUACACACAAUAUCCCAUAAUGACAAAGCCAAAACAGGUUUUUAGAAAGUCUUGCAAAUGUAAAAAAACAAACACAAAAAAAGAUAAUAAUUGCUUAUUUACGUAAGUUUUCAGACCCCUUGCUAUGCGAUGAUCCUUGAUUUUUCUACAACUUGCAGUCCACCUGUGGCAAAUUCAAUUGAUUGGACAUGAUUUGGACAGGCACACACCUGUCUAUGUAAGGUCCCACAGUUGCCAGUGAAUGUCAAAUUAAAAACCAAGCCAUGAGGUUGAAGGAAUUGUCUGUAGAGCUCCGAGACAGGAUUGUGUCGGCACAGAUCUGGGGACCGGUACCGAAACGUUUCUGCUGCAUUAAAUGUCCCCAAGAACACAGAGGCCUCCAUCAUUCUUCAAUGGAAGAAGUUUGGAACCACCAAGACUCUUCCUAGAGUUGGGCCACCCGGCCAAACUGAGCAAUCUGUGGGGAAGGGCCUUGGUCAGGGAGGUGGCCAAGAACCCGAUGGUUCUUCUCUGUCAGAGCUCCAGAGUUCCUCUAUGGAGAUGAGAGAAUCUUCCAGAAGGACAACCAUCUCUGCAGGACUCCACUAAUCAGGCCUUUAUGGUAGAGUGCCCAGACAGAAGCCACUCAUCAGUAAAAGGUACAUGACAGUCCGCUUGGAGUUUCUCAAAAGGCAUCUAAAGGAUUCUGAUCAUGAGAAACAAGAUUCUCUGGUCUGAUGAAACCAAGAUUGAACUCUUUGGCCUGAAUACUAAGUGUCAUGUCUGGAGCAAACCUGGCACCAUCCCUACAGUCAGAGCAGCAGCUCACAGAUUACUGUACCUGUACAUAGCCCACCUAUAAUUUAGCCCAAACAACUACCUCUUUCCCAACUGUAUUUAAUUUAUUUAUUUUGCUCCUUUGCACCCCAUUAUUUUUAUUUCUACUUUGCACAUUCUUCCAUUGCAAAACUACCAUUCCAGUGUUUUACUUGCUAUAUUGUAUUUACUUUGCCACCAUGACCUUUUUUGCCUUUACCUCCCUUCUCACCUCAUUUGCUCACAUUGUAUAUAGACUUGUUUAUACUGUAUUAUUGACUGUAUGUUUGUUUUACUCCAUGUGUAACUCUGUGUCGUUGUAUCUGUCGAACUGCAUUGCUUUAUCUUGGCCAGGUCGCAAUUGUAAAUGAGAACUUGUUCUCAACUUGCCUACCUGGUUAAAUUAAAGGUGAAAAAAAACACAAAAAAACAGUGAAGCAUAGUGGUGGCAGCAGCAUGCUGUGGGGAUAUUUUUCAGCGCCAGGGACUGGGUGACUAGUCAGGAUCAAGGGAUAGAUGAACGUAGCAAAGUAUCGAGAGAUCAUUGAUGAAAACCUACUUGAGAGCGCUCGGGACCUCAGACUGGGGUGAAGAUUCACCUUCCAACAGGACAACGACACGAAGCACACAGCCAAGACAACGUGGAAGUGGCUUCGGUACAAGUCUCUGAAUGUCAUUGAGUGGCCAAGCCAGAGCCUGGACCUGAACCCGAUUAAAACAUGUCUGGAGAGACCUGAAAAUAGUUUUGCAGAGACGCUCCCCAUCCAACCUGACAGAGCUUGAGAGGAUCUGCAGAGAAGAAUGGGAGAAACUCCCCAAAUACAAGUGUGCCAAGCUUGUAGCUUCAUACCCAACAAGACUCAAGGCUGUAAUUACUGCAAAAGGUGCUUCAACUAACUAUUGUGUAAAGGGUCUGCAUACUUACGUAAAUGUAAUGUUUCAGUUAUUUCUAAAAACCUGUUUUUGCUUUGUUAUAAUGGGGUAUUGUGUGUAGAGUGAUGAGAAAAACCCCCACAAUUUAAUCAAUUUUAGAAUAAAGCUGUAAUGUAACAAAUUGUGGAAAAAGUCAAGGGGUCUGAAUACUUUAUGAAUGCAUUGUAGAUGUUAUUUCAUGCUACUGAGACUUGUAUGGAUGACAACAGUAUUGUCAGCAUUUGUUUUAUUCACUGGGCUAUCUGGAGUGUUCAGAGUGUAGACUAAAGAAGUGGAGUAGACAAACUGCCAGUGUUUUAAAGUUAUAUGAAAUGAGUCUGUAUAGUUACUAACCCUGGUGAUGUUGAGUGGAGGAUGAUAUAGCUCAUCAUUUUCACGACUUUUUCCUCUUUUUAGUGUUUGACUCCUACCCAGUUUUAGAAUAGUUUUAUUCCCAUUCAGCCUACUGAAAUGAAUACAUACACUACCGUUGAAAAGUUUAGGGUCACUCGGGAUGUUAUUUUAAUGGUCAAAAACCUGAGAAAAAAAUCCAACCAGGAAGUGGGAAAUCUGAAUUUGGUCUAUAUUCAACUCCGCUCCUAUUGAAGAUACAGUGGGAUAUUGGUAAUGUUGCACUCCCUACGGCUUCCACUAGAUGUCAACAGUCUUUAGAACUUUGUCUGAUGCUUCUACUGUGAAGUGGGGCUGAAGGAGAGUGGAAUGAGUCAGAGGUCUGCCAGCAGCUGACCAUGCCCGUUCACAUGAGAGUAUGCACCAGUUCCAUUUACUUUUCUGAAGACAAAGGAAUUCUCCGGUUGGAACAUUAUUGAAGAAUUAUGUUAAAAACAUCCUAAAUAUUGAUUCAAUACAUCGUUUGACAUGUUUCUACUGACUGUUACGGAACUUUUUGAUAUUUUUUCUGCUGUUAGUGAACGCGCUUCAUGACUUUGGAUUUGUUUAACAAACGCGCUAACAAGAGUAACUAUUUGGACAUAAAUGAUGGACAUUACCGAACAAAACAAAUAUUUCUUGUGGGAGUCUUGGGAGUGCAUUCCGACGAAGAUCAGCAAAGGUAAGUGAAGAUUUAUAAUGCUAUUUAUUUUGUUGACUGCUUAAUAUGGCGGUUAUAUUUGUGCCUUGAUGGGCUCUGAGCUCCGACUCAGAUUAUUGCAUGGUUUAAUUUUUCCGUAAAGCUUUUUUGAAAUCUGACACAGCGGUUGCAUUAAGGAGAAGUGCAUCUAAAAUUUUGCAUAACAGUUGUAUCUUUUAGUAAUGUUUAUUAUGAGUAUUCCUGUAAAUUGAUGUGGCUCUCGUAAGUCGACACUGUAAACUCAGAUUUCUGGAUAUAAAUAGGAACUUUACCGAACAAAACAUGCAUGUAUUGUGGAACAUGAAGUCCUAUGAGUGUCAUCUGAUGAAGAUCAUUGAAGGUUAGUGAUUCAUUUGAUCUAUAUUUCUGCUUUUUGUGAAUCCUCUCUUUGGCUGGAUUAAUGGCUGUGUUAUUCUGUGAAUAGGCACUCACCUAGCAUAAUCGUUUGUUUUGCUUUCGGCGUAAAGCCUUUUUGAAAUCGUAGACUGUGGAUGGAUUUACAACAAGUGUAUCUUUAAAAUGGUGUAAAAUACAUGUAUGUUUAAUUAUGGGAUUUCUGUUGUUUUGAAUUUGGCACCCUGCAGUUUCACUGGCUGUUGAAGAGGUGGGAUGCUACCGUAUCACGUACGCGAGAGAGGUUAACUGCCUUGUUCAGGGGCAGAAUGACAGAUUUUUACCUUGUCAGCUCAGGGAUUUCAUCUUGCAACCUUUCGGUUGCUCUAACCACUAGGCUACCUGUCACCCGUUAUGGCCAGAAGUGGACUGGUCACCGCUCUGAGCCUGGUUCCUCUCCAGGUUUCUUCCUAGGUUCCUGCUUUCCAGGGAUUUUUUUGUGGCCACUGUGCUUCUACAUCUGCAUUGCUUGCUCUUUGGGGAUUUUAGGCUGGGUUUCUGUUAGGCACUUUAUGAAAACUACUGAUGUAAAAUGGGCUUCAUAAAAUACAUUUGAAUGACAUGUAUAUCACACCAACUGACUGGUUCUUUUGAUAUUCACACAGGAUACCACGUUGAGACAUUCUCUACACCCAGAGAGCAACAGCAGGAAAAUCAGAGAGCUAAGAGGUCUCAUCACUGCCCACAUUGUGAAGAGAUUUUCCCAUUUCUAUCAAAGCUAAAAAUACACCUAAAAAUACACACCGGAGAGAAGCCUUACUCCUGCUCUGAUUGUGGGGCGAGUUUCUCUCAUCUGGGCACCUUAAAAACACACCAACGUAUACACACAGGAGAGAAGCCUUACUCCUGCUCUGACUGUGGAAAAUGCUUCACAACAUCAACUGAUCUAAAAGUUCAUCAGAGAACACACACUGGAGAGAAGCCUUACUCCUGCUCUGACUGUGGAAAAUGCUUCACAACGUCAACUUAUCUAAAAGUUCAUCAGAGAACACACACUGGAGAGAAGCCUUAUUCCUGCUCUGACUGUGGAAAAAAAUUUAAAACAUCAAAAGAGCUAAAGGUUCACCAGAGAACACACACAGGAGUGAAGCCUUUCUUCUGCUCUGACUGUGGGGCGAGUUUCUCUCAUCUGGGCACCUUAAAAACACACCAACGUAUACACACAGGAGAGAAGCCUUACGUCUGCUCGGACUGUGGAACUAGUUUCUCUCAACUUUCCCACUUGAAAUCACAUGAACGUAAACACACAGGAGAGAAGCCUUACAUCUGCUCUGACUGUGGAAAAUGCUUCAAAACAUCAACUGAGCUAAAAGUUCACCAGCGAACACACACGGGAGAAAAGCCGUACUACUGCUCUGACUGUGGAACUAGUUUCUCUAAAUUUUCCCACUUAAAAACACAUGAACGUAUACAUACAGGAGAGAAGCCUUACGUCUGCUCUGACUGUGGGGCGAGUUUCUCUCAUCUGGGCACCUUAAAAACACACCAACUUAUACACACAGGAGAGAAGCCUUACGUCUGCUCUGACUGUGGAAAAUGCUUCACAACAUCAACUCAUCUAAAAGUUCAUCAGAGAACACACACAGGAGAGAAGCCAUAUUACUGCUCUGACUGUGGAACUAGUUUCUCUCAACUUUCCCACUUAAAAUCACAUGAACGUAUACACACAGGAGAGAAGCCCUAUUUCUGCUCUGACUGUGGAAAAUGUUUUAAAAUAUCAAAUGAGCUAAAAGUUCAUCAGAAAACACACACAUAAGAGAUGCCUGCUUACGUCUUCUCUGAUUAUUGGGUGAGUUUCUCUCACCAUAGCAACUUAACACACCAAUGUAGUCACACAGGGGAGAAGCCUUACUCUGUGGAGAGGUGGGCUUGUAAGUCAAACGUCUAGCCAAAUGCUGCGUGUUUGAAUCACAUCAGGGAGGACUUUAGCAUUUUAACUAAUAAGCAACUUUGCAACUUCUAUUAAUUUUUAGCUAUGUCAGCAGGUUAGCUAACCUUUCCACUAAACCCAUUUAACUCUACCUUAAACCCCUAACCUCGCAGCAACAAAUUGGAAUUCGUAACAUAUCGUACAUAUUACAAGUUUGUAACAUAUUGUAUGAAUAGCAAUGCGUAAAAUAACAUAUGAAUUGUAAUUCUUAACAUACGUCCUGCAAGUCGUAUUAUACUGAACAACAAUCUAAACGUAACAAUUUCAAAGAUUUACAGUAUGUAUAAGGAAAUCAGUCAAUUGAAAUAAAUGAGGCCCCAAUCUAUGGAUUUCACAUGACUGGGCAGGGGCUCAGGCAUAGGCCCACUUAGGAGCCAGGCCCAGCCAAUCAGCAUGAGUUUAUCCCCACAAAAGGUCUUUAUUACAGACAGAAAUACUACUCAGCCCCCUCCCAGACAAUCCUGCAGGUGAAGAGGUACUGGGCUGCCUUGGUUACAUGUGAUCUGCAGUUGUGAGGCCGGUUGGAUGUCCUGCCAAAUUCUCUAAAAGGACGUUAGUGGAGACUUAUGGUAGAGAUAUAAAUAUUUCUCUGGCAACAGCUCUGGUGGACAUUCCUGCAUUCAUUAUGACAAUUGCACAUACCCUGAACUUGAGACAUCUGUGACAUUGUGUUGUGUGGCCUUUUAUUGUCCCCCAGCACAAGGUGCACCUGUGUAAUGAUAAUGCUGUUUUAUCAGCAUAUUGAUAUGCCACACCUGUCAGUUGGAUGGAUUAUCUUGACAAAGGCUGAAAUGCUCACGAACAGGGAUAUAAACAAAGUUGUUCACAACAUUUGAGAGAAAUAAACCUUUUCUGCACAUGGAACAUUGCUGAAGUGUUUUAAUUGAGCUCAUGAAACCAACACUUUACCUGUUUAGUUUAUAUUUUAGUUCAGUUUACAUUGGUAUAAUGUAACUUAACAUACUAAAUGGAGUGUCACGGAUGUUUUUGUAAUACAUACUACAUUUUGCUCAGAGACCAGGUUGUCCUUCGGCAGUAUUUUGUGAGAAUGAGCUCGUAGACACAAAUUUAAAAAAUGUGUUGAACCUUUAUUUAACUAGGCAAGUCGUUAAGAACAAAUUCUUAUUUACAAUGAUGGCCUAGGAACAGUGGGUUAACUGCCUUGUUCAGGGUCAGAACAACAGAUUUUUACCUUGUCAGCUCGGGGAUUAGAUCAAGCAACCUUACAUUAGAAGUGCCAAUCCAAGAAGGCUCAAGGUCAUUGUCCACAGAUAAAAUUUCAAAUCAUGUGAUAUCUACAGACGCCUUGAUUGGACUAAUCAUGUCAACGUCACACUUUCAACAUAUGAGCUUGCAGUCAUCAUCAUGUUUCAAGUCAAAUCUACUGGCAAAUCCUUUUUUCAAAUCAUGAGUGGUUUGGAAGGAAUCAGUGGCUAACUGCAAGCAUUGCAAAGCAAUCAUCAGCCUGCUAUUCAGUGGAGUGGCUGUGUGGUCCCAAGUCUAAGAUUAAGGGGCUCUUUUCCUCAUUUAAAAUUGUAAACAUUCAACAUUAGCCAUGCUGUCAAUAAAGCUUGAUUUGUGCUGCACUCAAAUCAACUUAACUCGAUACUGCAAAACCUGACUUGUGUGAGUUCAAACCAACUGGGAACUUGGGGAAAAACAAGCUAUGACUGAGAAAAUAUGUUUUGAACUUUCAUCCAACUCAGAAUUGUAAAUUGGGAACUCGGGCCUCUUUCUACAUCUACGACCUGAAGAUCACUGACGUCAUCAUGAUUCCUUUUUUUUCUUCUUCGAGUUCCCAGUUGUCUUGAAAGCACCAUAAAUCCAGAGAAUGACAGACUUUGUUGACGAAGUUUGAUGACAAAAUAUGCCGACAAAUUACUGCCACGCCACCUUCCUGUUCAAGUGAGCACAGCACAACAAGGUGAGUCCAAAAAAUGUCUUGUAUGCUGCUGCAUAAAUUAUGUAAUAUGCCAGGGAGAUGUGUAUACUGUAGCUAAGAAAGUAAUACUAAGUGUAUGUUGUGAGGUAAGAUGUUAGUUGCUCAUGUGCCUCACCCUAAUAAUUUUAUUUAGUUUCACAUCUUAAUUUUGCCUACUGUUCUGACUUGGUGGUUCACAUGUAGCCUAUAACCUGUUUUUGAGAAAUGUAAUCAUUGUCUGCAUGUAUGCCCCUUUAUUUAUCCUACGGUUCUGACUUGGCAUACAGGGAGAACACUGUAAGAACGGCCCAUGUUCUGAAUUAUGUUGCUGUACAUUUCCAAAGUGCUGAACAAAUCGUUACAUUGACUACGUCCGUCCUAGCUCACUCAUUAAUGUCUUAAUCGAAAUUAGGGACUGCCUCUUAUUGUCCCCUUAUGCCAUAGUUUGUACAUCUCAAUUGUCAGUAGAAACCACAAUUGUUUUAGUAAGUCAGCCAUGUUAUUUUAAAAGGCAGUAAGUGAGGCUGAAUUAACUGUUUCGUUGCCAGACAAGGCUCUGCUGAUAGCCAGGUGAAGCAGUGGUAAGUUGUUGAGUUUGAAGGCACAAGCAGGGAGCCCAGCCAACAUAGAAUUGAGAAAUGUUUUGGUACUCUUCCCCAGAUCUGUGCCUCACCACAAAUCUGUCUCGGAGCUCGACGGAAACUUUCUUCGACCUCAUUGCUUGGUUUUUGGGACCUUAAAAAGACGGGUGUGAUACAUUUGAAUUUGCCACAGGUGGACUCCAAGUUGUAGAAACAUCUCAAGGAUGAUCAAUGGAAACGGGAUGCACUUGAGCUGAAUUUUGAGUAUCAGAGGAAAGGGUCUGUGUCACAAAUAUUAUCGAAGGUGGCUCCCCUUCUUGUUCGGGUGGCGGUCGCCGGUCUACUAGCUGCCACCGAUCCUUUGUCCCGUGUUCGUUUGGUUUUGUCUAAUUGGUUUCACCUGUUCAUUGUUUGGUUGUUAGGGUGCUGGUUAUUUAAGUUUGUUUAGCCCGCUUCUGUUUGUGCGGGCUUGUUCUUCUGUAUUUGUGAGAGGUGUUUGUGUUUUGUUGGGUUUUCUCGCUGUCCUGGUAUUUUA